Molecule: messenger RNA, 237 nt
Organism: Scutellospora calospora
Lineage: Eukaryota; Fungi; Glomeromycota; Glomeromycetes; Diversisporales; Gigasporaceae
Source: the annotation of a GenBank genome assembly
UUAUCGAUACAGAUCAAAAAACUUUUUCAAUUAUCUGUAAUUUUUAUAAGGAAAACUAUAUAGUAAAUGAAUAUAUCGCUGAAUUCGUAAAUACUACUACAAAUCUCACUUUUAUAAAAUAUGGAUUAGAAAAACGUUUUAUCGUGGCUUACAUGGGCAUCUUGUUAGUUGGUAUAGGUUCUUGGUGUUUUCACAUGACUUUGCUAUAUGAAUUUCAAUUGUUAGAUGAACUUCCAA